AUGGAAGAUUGUUAUGUGGCAAUUGAAAUUGUUGUUGCAAUGAAAGGAUAUUCAAUAUUUCCUGCCAACGAACCACCAACCAAACAAUACAAGAAAAAACACAUAAUAUGCACCAUUCAUUACUUUCCAAACAUUUUAACAUCACUAUUAAGCAGAGAUAUUUACACUCACAAUCACGAUUUACAACGUAAUUAUCAUGAUUUUUAUCCAGUUCCAGGAAAAAGCAAAUGUUCUGUUUCAUCAACAUUUCUGAUCGAUGACUCUGGAUCAAGGAAUUAUUUUGAUGAUAACUUGAACAACGACAAACACAUUCCUUAUAGUUUCAGAAAUUAA
This is a messenger RNA of Clunio marinus, 333 nucleotides long. The record is from the annotation of a GenBank genome assembly. NCBI's taxonomy places the organism in Eukaryota, Metazoa, Arthropoda, Insecta, Diptera, Chironomidae.